This is a messenger RNA of Dioszegia hungarica, 1536 nucleotides long. RefSeq names its product cryptococcal mannosyltransferase 1-domain-containing protein. The transcript has 10 exons. The coding region runs from base 1 to 1536 and encodes 511 amino acids. NCBI's taxonomy places the organism in Eukaryota, Fungi, Basidiomycota, Tremellomycetes, Tremellales, Bulleribasidiaceae. The record is from RefSeq and is a predicted model, not a curated record.
AUGCGGAGAUUACCAUCGGCGGGAAGUCUGCUCGUGGGGAUAUUGGUCGGACUGCUUGUAGCUAGUUUAUUACGACGGGGCGAUUCACGCCAAGAAUCAUGGCGCGGAUCAGGCGCAAAAGUCCGCCCUCAUACAGGUACAUCACGACAGCAUCGUGCGCAGGUGACCCUCCCCUCCAUAUCCCAACGCCUCCACAUCCUUCAGCUCCUCGGAAGUCUGACACCACACCAUACGCGGGAAUGUACGCGGCAUCUGCAGCCGCUGUACAAGGAGCAAGCGGGGAGGCGGUACGAAGCGUUGGUAGGGCACAGGACCAGCUGGGUCUCGUCCGGCUGGCUGGGGUCACUAUGGGGUGGAUCAGAUGCGCGUCAAAAGACACUCGCAGCCCCCACGCGGCGGGAAUCGAUCAAGCGGGAUCUCUCGCAUUCAUCGGAACAUAAAUACUUCUUCGCCAUCAACCUCUACAACUCGUUCGACGUCAUUCCAGACAUCUUCGCUACGCUCUUCCGGACAGCAGCGGUGCUCGGAUACCACAACGUCUUUGUGUCGAUAUACGAGAACGGAUCGAACGACCAGACAAAGUCCCUGCUCAAGAUCUUUGACGCCCUUGCGCGGACGGUCGGGCUCAGAGUCAUCAUCCGGACGUCUAUGCGGACGAGGGGUCAAUUCAACCACCGUAUCGAGUACCUUGCGGAGGUCCGGAAUGCGGCCAUGACGCCGCUGCAUGAGCUGCGGGACGCGGAGGGAGAGGUGUUUGAUACGAUCAUCUUUAUGAACGAUAUCUUGCCCUGCGUGGAUGAUCUGCUGGAGUUGAUUUGGCAAAGUAGGCGGCAGAAUGCGGGGAUUACAUGUGCGGCGGACUACAUGUACCACGACGAUAUUGGAGCACCGGUCUUCUACGAUAACUGGGUUGCUCGGGAUAUCAACGGUACCGCUCUCGAGAACGCCCCCUUCGAGCAGGUCUUCCAUCAUACCGAAUCAAAUCAUCGUUUCCAGCAACAUCUGCCUGUCCAAGUCCAAUCCUGCUGGAAUGGAAUCGCCGUCCUGGACCCUGCACCGUUCUAUGCCCCCAAACCCGUCAAGUUCCGGAUGGCCAGAUUACCCGACGGAGAGUGCUCUGCGAGUGAAUGUAGUUUGAUCUGCAAUGACUUCUGGCAUCAAGGUUGGGGACGGAUCAUCAUGGUGCCCCGAGUCAAGCUAGCCUACGACAAGAAGGUCUACGAUAUCAUCCAUCCCGAACGACGGAACUUGACCGCUAUCCGAGGGUACAAGCGUAUCGGCGGUCUCCCCGACGAUCCUCAUUCCGACCCGCAAGAUCGAUCUUGGUUCGGCCCGCACGAUAGACUGUUCGUCGAGGCGGAGUUCAACGAGAUGGACUUCAAGGCUGGACCAGAGCACGUGUGGUGUUGGGGUUGGGACGGUGCUGGAGAUUUGGACGGACCAGAUGUCGAUCCUGUUUGGGAAAAGAUGCCGUCGAUGAAUUUCGACCCGGCAGCUGUGACAGUCAAGCAUUUCAGGAAUCUCCCUGGGUAUUAG